AUGCAAGACCCUCGAGCGGAAUCUUAUAUGGAAGGUCACGAUUUAAAGAAUUUACUUAACGAACUCGAAGGUGGACUGCAACGUCACCAGCCAAGCGAUCCCUAUGAAUACAUCGUCGGUUGUGUGAAAUCGGUUCAACAGAAAGUUUUUGAAGGAUACGCCACUCAAGUUUAUGAUUCAUCUAGUGUGGCUAGCAUUCAACGAAACGGUUCGACAACGCCUGGGCAUCCGACAAAUAGAAAACGUCAAAGGUCUGAAGAAGAGGACUCAUUUAUGGAAAUUAGAACUCCACCUUAUUUUAUGGAUCAACAUGUUCCCCAUCAACGGCUUUCUGAUGAAGAUUCGUUUCAAUGGCGUCAAUGUUUACCUCCAUCGCCUCCGAAUCAUCUUUCUUCUCGUUUUAUUCGAAGCUACUCGAGUACCUUUCCAAGAAGAGGCCGUCGUAAUUCCGUUAGUGCCGAAUCAAUCAGACCUUCAGACGAUCCUAAUGAUCGUACGAUUCAUCCAAAAUCCGAAGAGGUGAGAAAACGAAUCAACGUCGCUACUACCCUGAACUUGCUUUUCAAGAAUUUAGAUCGUGAAACUAAAGAACAAAUAGAUGCUAUGUUUGAAAGAAUUGUUCACAAAGAUGAAACUAUUAUCACUCAAGGUGAAGAAGGUGACAAUUUUUACGUAAUCGAACAUGGCAUGUUCGAAAUUUUUGUCGAUGAUAAUUUAGUUCUGGUAGUUGCUGACGGCGGUAGUUUUGGUGAACUGGCAUUAAUGUACAAUAAUCCUAGAGCCGCUACUGUUAAAGCAAAAACUGAUGGUAUUUUAUGGGCUGUAAGCAGAGAUGACUUUAGGAGAACAAUUACAAAUGCCAUGAAUCGUCAACGAAAAACUUACGAAAGUUUUAUAAAAUCGGUUUCGUUCCUUUCUUCUUUGAAUAAAUCCGAGAUUAAUAAACUUGCCGAAGCCUUAGAACCAUUUAAUUAUGAAUGUGGUGAUACGAUCAUCACUCAGGGCGAACCUGGCGAAUAUUUUUACAUCGUCGAACAAGGUUAUGUGAGUGUAUGUAAAGUCGAAGAAAAUGGUAUCGAGCAACAAUUACCGAACCUUGGCCCGGGAGAUUAUUUUGGGGUAGAACUCGCUCUUCUUAAUGAUCAACCACGUAAAGCCACUGUUGUUGCCCGGGGCCCUGUUCGCGUCGCCGCCCUCAAACGUGAUGCUUUCGUUCGUCUUUUGGGUUCUGUUAUGGAUAUUUUCCGCAGAAAUGCCCAAGGAUACAAUAUGAAUCCAGAAAGUAGUAAUUAUACUACACAUUAUGAUAACAACACAACUCAAUAUGAUAACAACACAACUCAUUAUGAUAAUAAUACGCAAUAUGAUAAGUCUUAUUCUUCUUUUCCCGAACAUUCGGAAGAAAACAACAUACAGGGUCACGGUAGUGGUGACGAAAGUAUGGCUAUGGAUGAGGAUUACAUUUCACCUACCUCUACCAAUUCAACUCAUACUACCGCUAAAAAAUGCGGAUACAGUGGAGCUGGUGGUGUUGACGUGUUAUAA
Messenger RNA from Dentiscutata erythropus, 1545 nucleotides. The record is from the annotation of a GenBank genome assembly. NCBI's taxonomy places the organism in Eukaryota, Fungi, Glomeromycota, Glomeromycetes, Diversisporales, Gigasporaceae.